This is a messenger RNA of Cariama cristata (Red-legged seriema), 620 nucleotides long. RefSeq names its product serine/threonine-protein phosphatase 2A 55 kDa regulatory subunit B beta isoform. Gene Ontology annotation, biological process: peptidyl-serine dephosphorylation. Gene Ontology annotation, cellular component: protein phosphatase type 2A complex; cytosol. The annotation marks the transcript as partial. Lineage: Eukaryota; Metazoa; Chordata; Aves; Cariamiformes; Cariamidae. The record is from RefSeq and is a predicted model, not a curated record. Gene Ontology annotation, molecular function: protein binding; protein phosphatase regulator activity. The transcript has 4 exons.
CUUCCCAUCCCGCAGGUACCUGUGCUCCGGCCUAUGGACCUGAUGGUGGAGGCCACCCCCCGGAGGGUUUUUGCCAACGCGCAUACCUACCACAUCAACUCCAUCUCCGUCAACAGCGACUACGAGACCUACAUGUCAGCAGAUGACCUGAGGAUAAAUCUCUGGAACUUUGAAAUCACAAAUCAAAGUUUUAACAUCGUGGACAUCAAGCCAGCCAACAUGGAAGAGCUGACGGAGGUGAUCACGGCCGCCGAGUUCCACCCGCACCACUGCAACACCUUUGUCUACAGCAGCAGCAAAGGCACCAUCCGGCUGUGCGACAUGCGCACCUCCGCCCUCUGCGACCGCCACGCCAAGUUUUUUGAAGAGCCCGAAGACCCAAGUAACCGGUCAUUUUUUUCUGAGAUCAUCUCCUCAAUCUCCGAUGUCAAAUUCAGCCACAGUGGGAGGUAUAUCAUGACCCGGGACUAUCUCACUGUUAAGGUGUGGGACCUGAACAUGGAGAACCGGCCCAUCGAGACCUACCAGGUUCACGACUACCUGCGGAGCAAGCUCUGCUCGCUCUACGAGAACGACUGCAUCUUCGACAAGUUCGAGUGCGUCUGGAACGGGUCCGACAG